CUUAAAAAAACAAUGACCAUAUCUUAAACCCUACUUCAAAACCCUACUUCAUCUCUCUUAAAGUUAAAUCCUACUUCAUCUCGACCAAAAAAAACAACUACGAAUCCUCAGCUGAAGUAUAUAAAGUGUAAACCUCUUAUUUCUUUCUUUCUCGACGUUCGCAACUUUCUACAAUUUUCCAUCUCAAAACUCUAAUAUGUUGCAAUGGCUAAUUCAUUAAACAACAACGACAAGAGUAGUCAGAACACACGCUUCUAUCACCCUUAUCAGGACUUCAACGUCCCAAGGCUCUACAACCUCCCAACUUCGCCUGAGAAUCUCUUUCCUGAACUGGAAAAUAGGACUAACCGUUGCUGGGACGAGAACCUAGUCUUCUACACCGGCAUGGCCUACCUCACAGGCGCUGUCGGUGGCGGCGUAACCGGCACCCUCGAGGGCCUCAGGGCCGCCGAGAAAGGAGAUUCAUUCAAGAUCGGUGUCAACCGAGUCCUCAAUUCGGGAGGUCAGAGCGCGCGUAGGAUCGGAAACUCGCUCGGAAUGGUGGGCUUGAUCUUCUCCACCACGGAGAGUGCGAUGCACUAUUUCACCGACAAGGAUGACAUGGUUAACAACACCAUCGCUGGGCUCGCCACUGGUAUUUUAUAUAAGGCUGCGGUAGGGCCAAGGUCGGCGGCAAUUGCGGGAGUCUUUGGUGGGAUCGUGGCGGCAGCUAUCGUGGCCGGAAAGCAGACUCUGAGGAGAUACGGUCCCAUAUAGGGAUAGGUUUGAUCUUGACGAGAAUAGAAUUGGGGAUGGUUGGAAUGUCGCCUUAGGCUUUAG
Messenger RNA from Arachis ipaensis, 819 nucleotides. NCBI's taxonomy places the organism in Eukaryota, Viridiplantae, Streptophyta, Magnoliopsida, Fabales, Fabaceae. The record is from RefSeq and is a predicted model, not a curated record.